Messenger RNA from Porites evermanni, 24470 nucleotides. The record is from the annotation of a GenBank genome assembly. NCBI's taxonomy places the organism in Eukaryota, Metazoa, Cnidaria, Anthozoa, Scleractinia, Poritidae.
AAUGCAAGCUCGUAACAAAAUGGCGCUUUCCAGUGAAAGCGUGAAACAACUGCCGAAAACCACUGUUUCUUGGUUCGAAUUCUUGUUUGAUACCUCUGGAAAUGCUUUAAAGAAACAUUUAGAGAGUGCAUUUGCAGGUUUGAUGUUUAUUAUUUAUUCGCGCCGUAAGAUAGCUGAGUGGUUUAGUACGCGGUUUCCCGGGUUCAAAUCCUCGCUCUAGCUACCGGCCACAAGCUGGAUUUAUUUCUUGAUCGUCCAGCGUUUAAGGCAAUUUCUUUAAGCAAUCCAAUUAUUUCACCUUUUUUUAACCUGUUAUGCUUAAUUCGAGUAAAGCCGCUUUUCCUGUGGUACAAUGAUAUAAUGUGUGACAGCACUCCCCACUGAGUACUCUAGACUGAAUGUCAACCCCGGCCCCCGGGAUGUCAACCAGAAACUUUGCUCUUCAUACAAUCAAUUUUCUAAAAAAGGUACCUUUUCCUAGAACAAGAUGCCCUGAUUUCUUUCCCAGACUUAACUUCCAAAACACCAUAUUCGUCACAGCGGCACAUACUUAGGGGCCGUCUACAUAUUCACUUUUGCCCCUCUUAACGUCAACUGGAUGUUGAGGGCAGACCCCCCCCCUCUUCCCUCUCCUUAAUGUCCACUGCAUUCCAAAAGGAAUACUGACAUGCACUUACCCGUAAAGAUGUCAACGGUAUCAACACAAUUUACUGCACAAUAUUAUUCUCCAAUAACUGUAUAACUGCUUUUUCCUGUUGAUACUUUUGAUUUUCUACUACACAGUACAUAUUAAGAGGUCAAAGUGAGAAUAUAUGGUAUUAAAAAAAGAUUCCACUGUACUGACUAAAGAGCAUCCAAUAAACAGCGGGUACAGGUCAUGGCUGGCAAAAAUAUCAUUUCCAGUCAUCAAUGAAAACCAGAGCUGUUAGUACUAAGGGCCAGGGGUCAGGGAUUUUUCUUGGCUACUAUGUUGAGGUCAGACCCCCCCCCUCCCUCUUCCCUCUCCUUAAUGUCCACUGCAUUCCAAAAUGAAUAGUGACAUGCACUUACCCGUAAAGAUGUCAACGGUUUCAACACAAUUUACUGCACAAUAUUAUUCUCCAAUAACUGUAUAACUGCUCUUUCCUGUUGAUACUUUUGAUUUUCUACUACACAUUACAUAUUAAGAGGUCAAAGUGAGAAUAUAUGGUAUUAAAAAAAGAUUCCAUUUGUGCCCACAAAUGUGUUUCCAAAAUCAGCAAACUAACCAUAAUUUUUAGUAUUGUAUAAAUGUAUUGGUGAUUUAGAAUAGAGUUUAAAAGAUCGCAAUGUAAAAUGUACAGUUGGUCCUGCUUUCUCUUAAAUGAUGUCACAAGCGCUGUGCCACCCUGCGCAUGACGUGAAAUUUAUGAAAAUGCAUCAGUUUGCUUUUGUCCAAAAAUGCCCCGCACUAACAUCCACUGCCUUUCCCGUUCCCCCCUAAUGCUCCAGGGAACUUGGUUGGGAAUUCCCUGGUUGGGACUUUUCUCACUUUGCCAAAUUUGGGAUUUUUAUGGGUAUUCUUUAAAUACCCUAAAAUAUCAAAAAUGGGAAUCCGUUACUUUUUCCUGUGAGUAGCACCUCCCUUUGAUGGGUAAAAGCGACAGCAAAAACACACAAAAUAUAUUUGAGAUAAAGGGAAGAAAAAGUGGAAGAAAAUGCUCAGUGAUUGGCAUGGCAGACAUUAAAACAUUAAAUAUCUAGAUGUAUCAAUGAAUGGACUGGAUAUUCUGCUAUUCAUAAACUCUCUCUAUAAUAUUAUAUUCUUGCCUAAAGAUCAUUAGUUUUGUUGAGUUUGUUACAGUUAUGAGAAUAAACACCUCUCUCUUUUAAACACCUUCAUCUACUAAAAGCCCCUGUUGGACCUGUAAAAAUUAUGUAAAUACUUUUGACUGCAACACAACAAACUUAAAGAGCCUAAUAGAAGAAUAUGACGCUGCCUUACAUACUACUUUUAAUUAUAUCAAAAUGGAGCUGGUAUAGACACAUGUAUGACAGAAAGUAGCUGCUGUGGAAAAUUUUGUGAAUAAGAAAAUGGAAAAGUUCAGCAGCUAUCAUGACAUAUAACUUUCACUUCAAACAGAGAAUAAGUUUAAUAUAGCAACUAACUGUGACUGUAUGAUAUUUUUCUUUGUAGAACCAUCUGCGACUCAACUUAUUGUCCAAUUUCUAGAGCGUUCUGGACUGGGGAGUAUUAUUUUGGUAGAGUGCUUAUUAUGAGAUAUGAUACACAUAUUUUUUACAAAGCUGAGCAAGUUUAACAUAUUAAUAUUUUUAUCUAUAUAUAUACUUGCCUCAGCAACCAAAAAGGUCCCAGCUAUGGGCUUUAAAGUUGUUUGUUCUAAAAUGUAUGUCACAGACUUCACCUUUUGUUGUUACUUUAAUUUUAAUCCUUGUGCUAGAAUUUGUAUUGAUAAAAUAAGUAAAUUUACCAUUAUAUAUUUGACAUAUUCACUCUCCUGGAUGCUCACCUUUUUAUAUAUUUUAGAAUACUGGACCAUCUGAAGUUCCACCCAGUGAAAACAAAAGGUCCCGUUGUCUUUCCCAGUUAGCAUUGAGGGUUGCUGCAUUCUUAAAAUGGAAUUUGGAAAUCUUAGAAGACAAGUAAGUUCAAAAUGUUGAACCUUUUUGUGAGUGUAUUAGGUUAGUGUGCCUGAUUGUAGAUAAGAGGACCUACAUGCAUGAAAGGAGUGACAAUUUUCUGUCAUACUGUCCCUAAUAUGUAAUAAUUAUUAUUGUAUGUGUGGUAAAGCUCUUGGCCUAUGAAUUAAAAGACAUGUCUUUUUCCCCAAUAUAAAUUCUCCCUAAUAAGUGAUUUAAGACAGCAGAUUAGUAACAAAAGAUCAAGCAUACAAUGUGUAGUUUUUACUUAGUAACACACAAGAAUGACCCCAGUUUUUCUAUUGUUAUUUUUACUUGCAGCCUCUCUCUUCAUUGGCAAAACAUUUUGUUAGACGAACUUAUAAAAUCAGACACAUCGAUACAGGGAGUAAGUUAAAUUGAGCAACAACUUUAAUCUUUAGUGAACUGUAUACCUGCAUAUUAAACCCUCUUCCAGAUAUGUCCUGUAGAGCUUUUCCUUAGGAAAAUAAUCCUUAUACUGAUAGCUAAGCCAUCCUGAUCCAGUUAUAUUAUAACAAAUUAUUAUUUUUAUCUGUUUGGGACAUCCUCUAUUUACAACUCUCAGUUUACUUUUAGAUCUUCCCACAUUGUUAAACACUUUUUUCAAAUGACUAUCCUUUUAGAAAAAAAUAAUUAUGGUUAUGAUUUGCUUAUAACUUCAGGUGAUGCAAAGUGAAAUAUACAUAAGCAGCUUGGAUAAAAAGUCUGCAAUGACGCUUAUCAUUUACUACAGAUGGUAGGAAUUUAUUUGCAUCAUUUUUGUUGUUAUUGUUGUUUAAUUUGCUAGGAUAACAAACAUUCAAAGGACUGCUGAAUAAUAUUAAUUUAUUAUUAUUUUGGCAUGUUGUAUGUGGUCAUUUGCUGUGUCCACAGUGAGUGAAUCACAUUUUUACUUGAUUGUAUAUGACUGUUUAUGUGAGUUGUGGUUCAAUUUUGUCCUUUGGUUAAAUUUAAUUUCUCUUUAUUUUAAAUUGGAGGCAGCGUGGCUGAGCAGUAAGAGCGCUGGACUUGUAAUCCAUAGGCCCCAAGUUCAAGUCCCAACCUGACUGCUAGCUGGAUUUGUUCUUGGUAAUCCUGAGUACAAAUUCUUGUAAAUAGCCUAUUGGUUUGCCUCCUACCAGUUGGGAUUCGUAAACAUAUUAUUAUUAUGUUUUAUUUGAAUUAUUGUUUCAUUAUCUCCAAAAAGCCCCAUAAGGGGAGUGGAUAAUUAAGUAUUUAUUAUUAUUAUUAUUAUUAUUAUUAUUAUUAUUAUUUAUAUUUUUAUCGUUAUUAUUAUUAUUAUUAUUAUUAUUAUUAUUAUUAUUAUUAUUCAUUAUGAAACAUUACCCUGCCCCAAAACAAAGGGAAAUGAAAUUUAAAUGAAGGAUAAAUUUGGUACAAUAAUUUUCAUUUUUUAACAAAUUAUGUCUGUAUUAUUUUUGUUAGGGUGAUAAGAACCCUGUCUCAACAUUUCCUUCCAAAUGUUGUGAAAUCCAACAGCAAUGGGUAGGUACAGCAUUAUAGAGGAAUAAUAGGGCAAUAUUUUCAAAACAAAAACAACCAAUCCAAACGAACAAAUAAUUAAAUAAUUAAUUUGAAGGAGGAAUCCAAAGGUUCUUAUUACCAAAAAAAUAUAUUCUUCUGGCCCUGGAAAUUUUAUUUUAUUUUUUCAAGCUUUGAAUUAAAUGAACCAGUUGUCACUUUGAGAAGAUACAUGUAACUGCAUCUGUUUAAAAAAAAUUAAAAUGUGAAAGUUUGACACUUCUACUAUUGGUGUCAAAAUAUUUGAGUUGACCACUAAUUCCCAGUUUGUCAAUCUCUAGUUAACUGGUAAACAUAAUCCUAUUUAUCAUCAGUAUUUGGGUUAAUAAUCCAUUGUACAGUACAUCUGGUUUAUCCAGAGGAUGACAUUAUCUGUCUUUUGAACAAAUUGCAAACAAGAGUGAAAAGGAGUUAGAUUGUUACAUAAAAAUAGAAUGAAGUGAUGAAUUUUAUUCCUGUUUGAGGAAAUAACUUCAUGGCAGAGAGUAUGAGCUUAACCCACCUGUUUUCAAGUCAACUUUUUUUAUCUGUCACAAUUAUAAAAUGAAUUUUAUUACGUACAAUGUAGCUGUACUUGAUAUUAAUCAUGAUUAUUAUUUUCAUGCUUAUAAUUAUGUAGCCUGAUCAUGAGAAAACAGCCAACAUUUUGUGACACCACAACUGGUUUCCUCACAAAAUGACGACUGAGAAACGAGUGCAGAAAUUCCAUACUGAUGACACAUCACUAAAACCCAGAUCUAGGUAGUGGGUCUGAUUAGUUGAAGCAAAUUUCCCUUGCGGUAUGACCAAUCAGAAGCACUACCCACAUCUGGGUAGUGAUGAGUCAUCAGUACGGAAUUUCUGUGCUCUUUCUCAGACAUUAUUUUGUGGGGAAACCAGCAGUGGUGUCGUGAAAUGUUGCAUGUUUUCUCAGGCUGAGCUUAUAUGUUACAUUUUUUGGAACAUUUUUAGUGCCCUAGCUGAGAACUUGGCAAAUGAGAAUAUCUUAAGAAAGGUAAAUAUAAAGAGCAUUUGAAAGACAUUACAAUAAAAAUUAAAUAAUAAGUACUGUAACUUAUUUAAAGCAAAGUCAGAUAAAAGUUGUGUGAUUCAUUUAUUUCAAUAUUUAUUUCAUUUUAUCAAUUAAUUUAUACAAUUUAUUGUUAAUUAAUGUCUUCAUUAGCUUUUUUGCAAUUUUUUUUGGCUUAAAACUCUUUUUUGUCACCAAAUUCAUUAAAGAAUCUCAAAUUUUAUUUUGUUAAGUAUAAAAAGUUAACGGACCCAGGUGAAAUUAUUGCUGAAAGAAAUUUUAUGACUGGCUAGCUAUUCUACAUGCCGGUGAAACAAUGCAGCUGUUUGAAUUUUUCAUCGUUAGCAUGAUAAUAUUAUGUCUAUCAGUUGUCUAAUCAAGUUACAAAUAUGUUGAUUCUGAAUAAUAUUGGAAGGAUAUAGCAAAAUUCACUCUCUGAAAAUUGCCAUCUGAUAUACCAAAUAAUUUUGUUCUUUAAAAUAUUUUACAUUUUGGAAAGAAUGUAUAGACUGAGUCACCAGCACUUUAGCUGAUAGGAAAAUAUACGUGGAUAGAGCUACAUCUUGCACAUUGCGAAUGUUGUUUAACAAGUGUUUUUUGCUAAUCAGGCAAACUUUUGAUUAUAGCAUCUGCAAAGAUUUCACCUACAGUCGAACUUCGAUGUGACAAACCUCUAUGUAAUAAAGUCCUCGGUAUAACGAACAAGUUUCUUUACCCCAAUAAUAGUAAAAUAUGUGAAAAAGAACCGUGAUAAAAUGAAACCUUGUUAUAGCUCGAACAAAUUUUGGCAGUCCCUUUGCUACAUCGAGGUUCCACUGUAUUGACUAAAGAGCAUCCAAUAAACGGCGGGUUCAGGUCAUGGCUGGCAAAAAUAUUAUUUCCAGUCAUCAAUGAAAACCAGGGCUGUUAGUACUAAGGGACAAGGGCAGGGAUUUUCCUUGGCUACUAUAAGCAUGACCCUCCAGCUACCUUCAUAUAAAAAAUAAGGAAACUAGAACCAAAAAUAACUGAAAUCUUAGGCCUAGGUCAGAUGUUGAACUUUUCGUGAGAAGAAUCAAACUUAGUGAGUUAAGUUCGUGACAAGUUUGACAUCUGGCUCAGUUAAGUUCGUCUGAAUGAGUUCGGAUCGUCUAACACAUUUUAUCCAUCUACUUCAGACGGAGAGAACGUGUGAAGAUCAUCUCUGGGACAAAGGUCGAUCUUAACACGUGAUGAACUAAACUGUGAAUUAAAAAUUUGUACGAUGAUGAUGAUAUUUAGCCUUGUUCUGGGAAAAUUCAGUAAAAUUGCUUUUUUGUCUGAUUCAGUUGAUGGUUUGAUGUGUCCUAAGUUCGACAUCUGACCCAACAGACAAUCUUAACUAAAUUUAGGUCGUCCCAAAUUUGAAUUUGGUUCGUCUCAUAAAAAGUUUGACAUUUUGUCUACUUAGGCCUUAGUCACUGUUCUGGUGAACAUAAUCUUAAUAACCAGCCAACCUUCCUGGAGGUUUGAAUGUUGAAUAUGGUUGUUAGAUCUACUAUCAUAAAUGAUUUUCUUUUACACAACACAGCUUCAAGAACAACUUCCCAUUGCCAUCCACAUCCUCAACCAAGCACUAGAGGUAACAGAGGACAUGAUUCUCCCCACACCUCCCUCCUUGGUGACUGAUCAAAACAGAAAGGAGCAAUCAGGACAGGAAAGAACUGUAAGUGAGGCUGCAUCAACAAAUGAUGACCCUGCACAGAACAUGGAAGUUGAUGGCACCAAGAGUAAGACUGAGGCUGAGAAUGGUUCUAAUGAAUCUAAUAAUACUUCCAACACUGGUGAAGACACUGAUACUUUCUCUAAUGAGAUUUAUAAAGUGAAAAAGGAGGAUAUUAUUGCUCAGGUAAUGUUUGAAUCUGUAUUUCCCGGUUAUCAUCUCCCUUCUCAUAAUAAUACAGUGGAACCCCGUUAAUACGGUCACCAAUGGGUCAAAAAAAAUCUGGCCAUUUUAACGGGUGACCACAUUAAGAGGGUUUUUUGUAAGAAAAGUUUUUUGUAAGAAAAGUGUCAGUAAUAACAAGGUGACCAUAUUGCCAAGGUGGCUGUAAGGCGGGGUUCCACUGUAAUUGAUUGAGGUCUUCUUGUUUACCACUAGUACAUAACUAGCUCGAGUCAUAGUGAGACCAUCACCAGUCGAAAGUGCAUUAGGGUGCAUGACAGUCAAAUAUGCAGUAUUAUCAAAGCUUGUUAUUUUGAUGAGAAUGUAUUAUACUGUAAAUAACAAACUUUGAACCUGAAACUACUGCACAGGUUGUCGAAAUGUCAGUCACUGUCAACAACAGUCCUAUUCAGGAUUACACUCACCCGGACAAUCAUAAUGCUCCUACUUUUGAUUCAGAAGUGACUCCUGGGUUCAAACUUUUCACUGUAGUUUAACAAUGACGAGAAGACACAAAAGAGUGACUGUCAUCAACAGUAAUCCUAUUGAGGACAACACUCACCCAGAAAAUCACCUUGCACCUACUCAUGAAAUACAUUCUGUUAACUGUUAUUAGUUUUGUUAACUUUUGUAGAAGGUUCCCAGUUGGCUUUUUCGGAUGCAUGAUUUGGCCUAUUGAAGACUGGGAUUAGGAUUUUAGAGGAAAUGGACAGCAAGAUCUUAUUCCAUCAUUUUCCAAUGUAUUUGAAAUUUGUUUACCACGGAGCACCUAGGAUUUCUUAAGAUUUCCUUGAAAUGUUUCCAUGCUUCCCAGAUUGAAUUGGAAUUUGGAGGUGUUGGUCUUUAAUAAGAGAGGAAACCAGGAGAGAACCAAAAAAAUUCAACCCACGUAGGAUGUUGAUGCCAGUAUUCAAACUCAGGCAUCAUUUCAAGGAAGGGAAGUUCCUUGCAUCACCCUUGCUAAUUAUUAGGGAGCUAUAAGCAACAACGACGUCGAUGGCUACGAAAACGUCACUUAAAAAGUGAAUUCACGCUGCUUCAAACCCCUAUCACACUUAUUUCAUCACGUUUAAUUUAUCAAAUGUUGGUAAAAUUUUUUGGAGUUUAAUUCUAAAGGACUGUAUCAAAGUUCAGGAAAAGAAAAAGAAAGUUGUUUUCUUGUGUUCCCGUCCUCAACAAAAUGCGAAAUUAGGCACUUUCAAGUUGUAGUCGUGCAAUGACGGCAAAGAAAUUUACAAAAAAGCGUGAUUGCAAAGUUGUUGUUUUGCUAAUCUAAACCUUUUGCUUUUUCGCCCUUCUCAUUGUUAUUGCUGUUGUCAUUGCUUAUUAAAGCUCCCUAUUAUUGCUGCAUGGUUUUCCAAAGGUGAGGGAACUUAGAGCUUCAGUAAGGGGCUUUUUAAAAUGAAUGUUCAGAAUUUGGAAUAAGCUGAGGAAAACCAUUAGAACUACAGGAUUGAGGAAAACAUUAGUGUAUAGGAUGUCAGUUUUGAUAAACCCUUUUCAGGGCCCUAAGUUUGCAUCUUUAGUAAUUGGCAUUGUUUCUGUUAUCAGAAAAUUUACAGUUAUAUUUUUUUGGUUGCAGGUUUCGUUUGAUUUGGCAACCCUCUACUUCUACCAAGAAAAGUUUCAGCAAGCAAUGAAGUUGUUUGAGAGCUGUAAGAACGCACAGGUAUUCAAUCUUUCUACUAUAAUACAUAUUCAAGGGAGCAUCAUUUUCAAAUGCAAAGGCGUAGUUCCUUUAAAGUAUUGUGGGUAAUCCUUUCCAAAAGCUUAUCCACAACUACAUUUAUUGUCGAUAUUUGGUGUAUGUGGGAAAACCAUGCAUUAUCCUUCGACUUGGGAGAAAUGCAAACAAAAAAUAUUUACUGCAAUGGAUUUUUAUAGUUCAUUAUGCCUCAUUUGUGAAAUUUGCAAGACAAGAAAAAUUGGCAUAAAAAUGGCAACACAGAAUGUUCACAUUCAAUCUACAUUUGUAACUAACUUUAAACCAAUAAACCACAAUACACCAAACUUGUGAUGACUUAACAAAACAAUUUUGCACAGUGACACGUACAUGAACAACAACAGGACACAAACUCAAACCUGAGAGGUCAGAGAGUUCAGGACAAGAGGACUUUAGCCAGACUACAGUGAUUAUAUUUCUAUUGAGGCAAAAUCAGGAAAACAAACUUACUGUAUGCUUAGCCAAUCCCAUAUUUUUUUAAUAAGGCAUGCAUGAACAGGCUGUGUGGUCGACCAGUUAGAGUGCUUGACCUGUAAUCCAGAGGCCCAGAGUAGAAGUCUCACCCUGACUACUGGCUGGAUUUGUUCAUGUUAGCUUUGAGUUUAAAUCCUCCUCCACACUUGUAAAAUAGCCAACUGCUUUGCCUCCUACAAGUUGGGAUUCUUAAACUCAUUAUGUUCCAUUUGAAAUAUUAAAAAUUUGUUUUACUAUCCAUGAAAAGCCCCUUAAUGGAAGAGGAUAUUUGUUUAGUUAUUUAUUUAUAAAUUUAUUUAUAACACAAUUUUACUAAAGCAGUGGUCUUUCUAAGUUGCCUCUGUACUGGCUAUUGGCCUGGAGUUUGCAAAUCAUCUGUUUCAAACCAUUCAUGCCUCCCUGUUUUUCGACAUUGCACUUUUAACUUAACUGAUCAUUUUGUUUUAUUAUAUUUUAGUGCUCUCAGUCAUCAUUUUACACUGUCAAUGAAGAUAAGUUGUGUGGAUACUACAUGGCAUGUUGUGGUCUAACUGGCACUGUACCAUCCACACCAAGCACACCUCUUCGAAGUACCAAACCAUCCCUGACUGUACGACUGGAGCAGUGUAGACACACAGGGUAUAAGGUGAUAUAUCUUAGUGUUCACAUGCUCAAAUAGAUUCCAUUUUGCUUUUUGAUGAUAUGAAAAUUUGGUACAUGUAAGAUUGAAGAAGAAAAAAAAACUGAAGUGGCCAAUGAUCUACAGUCUGACAGCUCUUUCUUCAUUCUCUCUUGUAGCAAAUCAUCAUACUCAGGAAUCCUCAAGUAUUAUUUUCUUACCUUCUCAUUCUAUAGUGUUAAUUCUAUCUUCAUCAGACAGAUCCACUCCUCCUUAAAAUUCAGUAACGUUCCCUCUCUUCAAAACCAAAACCCCAGGCUGUGUUCACUAGGGAGUCACUCUUAUUUUCAAGACAUGAUGAGGACAACGACUGUUCGGUCCUAAAUUGUAUUUUCCUUUUUACGUCUGCAAGAUUUUCAAUAGCAAUAUUAUGUUAGACAGUUAACAGACUGCACCAAAGAUAGGCUGUCCCGCUGAAAUAUGCCCCAUGGCAUUCUGACAUAUUAUAACUAGAAAUAUGCCAGGGUAUCGCAGAACCUCGUAAAGCUCAUGGGAGAGUGGUCCAUAAGAUGUUAGGGAUGGAAGGGCAGGAGAGAAAUAGAAUGAAUCGUGUACUUGGGCGGGGGGGUGGGUUUCAACUUCAGCUUGAAUAUUAUAAUUAUAGUUAUUAUUAUUAUUAUUAUUAUUAUUAUUAUUAUUAUUAUUAAAGCCCAUAUAAUGCAAUAACUAACAGGUUUUUAAAUGUAGACUAAUUCUGUUCAGAAAAGUCCCUUGUGUGCAUUGGAAUAUUUAAGCAAGGUAGUGUUUGGUUACACGUGUUUUAUCUUGUUAUGCCUCUGUCACAGGAUAUCAUCCCUUUACUUUUGGAAGACAAUGUCGCAUUUGAAUUGCCAUUAGCAUACAGAGAAAGUCUGGUCACAGAGCUAAAAACACAAAGCCAAAGAAUGGAUGAAGAAGAUGAAGCUACUGACAGCAUAACAUUAGAGAGGCAGGCCAUGGUGUGUAAUAUAAUCAGAGAAGUGCUUGAAGGAAGACCAGCAAACACUGCAUUUUGGUUAUCGCUGGAAAACUGUACUGAGAAACAUCUGGAUCUUGUUUUCUCUGUGAGUUUUUUUUUCCAUUUUGAAACACAAGCCAUCCGUUUAAUGAGCAGACAUCUUUUAUUAAGCAGACUCAAGACAGGCUAGAGGAGAUUUUUCAGAUUUGUGACAUUAGAUUUAUAACAUUUUGGUUCAAGAUUUCUUUUGUCGCUUACUUGCAGGUGUGUGAAUCUAAAAUAGUGGAUGUCCAGAGUUCCUGAAUCCUGAGUCGAGACUGAUAGGGAACACUUUUAGCCAGAUGAUCAUUCUCAAAUUGACUAAUACAUGUGUAUUCUAAAUGUCUUUGAAUUCGGAUACCCUAAAAGGUUAUAAAUCCAGAAACAUUUAUGAAUCUGGAAAAAUCUCCUUUAAUGUAAACCUAGCCUUAGAUUUACACUAGAUGUUCAUAAUUUCCUCUCCCCCUGUCAUGUCCAAAUACCCUUCUAGCGGGUAUGGAUAUUUUCUGGAACCAGAGAAUGCAACUCUGUAGGAAUUAUUCUCGCAUCACCAACCUUUUUGCCCAACUUGAUCUCACUGUUAAAGCCAUAUAACAGUGUAAUUCAAGAGCUUUUAGUUUUUUACGGUUGUAAUGCUAGUGUUUAGAAUAAUCCCAUUUUGGAAUCAAAUCAUUAGAGCUAACUAUAACCUUAUGUAACUUUCUCCAAGCUUUGUUUACGAUCAGUACCAGUUGAGGAAAAGUCAGCUGCUCCAAGUGUAAAAGAUAGCAACAGAUUCAAAGUUCUCAAGUCAUUUGUCCAGUGAGUACUAAAACCAUUGUUUUGGACCAGUGAUAAUAAUAUGUCACGAUAGUGUGUGUCUAAAUUAAGAAAAGGCAUUAACAUCAUCAUUCAAAGUCUAAUCAGGUUUGAUCCCUGAAAAAGGCGCACACACUGGUCAAAAUACCUGCUCAAGUACACUCAAAAUAUCAGCUGAUGAACAGGUUAUUCUCUCCGUUUACUUUCUUUUCUUCAGGUUGAUUUGUUGUAACUGUGAAUUGGUGAAUGGAUGGGAAAUUGCUAAGAAUUCUACGGCAAGAAUUUUUUUAGAUGAGGAGGUACAAUCAUUUCUUUGACUUCUGUUGGUUAAGGAGAGUUGAUUUAUUUCGUUGAUUUCUAGUCUGUUAGCAAUAUUGAUUGACUGGAUUAACGGGCAACUGUAAAACGACAUAGAGGACUGGCUCCCGAUCAAUUCUGCUACUUGAAAAGUAGAGAUCUACUCCCUCUGAACAUCUCAAGUGACUACGUCAUGAGACAGAUUUUUCUUUACUUGUUUUCUACCACAAUCACUACCUUUUUGUAGACGGACAUUAAGUAGAUGUUUAGAAUUAGGCUUAAAUAAACAAUCUGUAAAUCUAUUGCGUUUGUGUAUAUUUAGAGACGUUAAGAGGUUCGUACACAAUGAUUGGCCCACAUGUCUCAAGAUUUGAAUGGAUCUUUUAAAAGCAUGAAAUUUCAGUAUUAGAGAGUUGUAUUUACCUAGAAAAUGGACACCUGUCAAGAUCAUAUUGGGAAUGUGACUUGGGAACAUUUUUUCCUUUAGUAGAACUGUGAGCAAACAAAGUUUUAAAACUCCCCCAAAGUGAUCAGUUGUCUGGCUGUAUUCUGCUUACUUGUUUUACCUUAAAGACUUAGCUAGGCCUAUUAAUACAAAACUAAUGCAAGUUCCGCAAAGUUGCUGAAUUGAGUCUCAAAAAUAAGAUAUACCCGUAAAUUUCAAUACUCGGUAUUAUUAUGGUUUUAUUUUUAGGACGAAGCUAUGGACGUGGCCGAGAACACAUCAAGUCAAACUGAACCAGAUGAUCUAUCUUGGAUUCCAGUAAAUGCACAGUGCAGUACUGAAGGUAAAAUGCUUCCUUCUAGGAAAAGUAAGUUGAUUCAGUGUAGUGCAGUUGGCUGUUUGGCUUAAUAGGAAUAGUUAUCCUCAAUAAAGUUAGGUAUUGCUGAUUAUUAUUCCUUUAAAAUAUUUAACCGUUUCUGUUUGGCUCAAUUUCUCGACUAAUUCUUCAUAACCAUCCAGGGCUUACUAUGUUUAAAAGAUGCGAGCAAUGUACCAGCGAUAGGAUGGUAUAUAACCCCAGUGCUGUAUAUAAUCACAACCUUGUUUGUACUCAAGAAAAUGCAAAAAGGUCACGGCUACCCGACGACGAAAUAGCAGAAUUACCGACAAAAUUUAAUUGAACAAAUGUAAGAACCCUUCAAAAAUUCUCGCUUGGUGAAUGACAGCAACCUUUUGAGGAAUGUCUGGAAGAAAGAAGCACUUGCCUUUGGCCUCGGUGGAUGACAUCCUCCACCAUCUGCAUAAUUCUUCAGGUCAUAAUCAGCCUCAUUCAAUAAUUUGCUAAAUAUGUGAGCUCUGCUGCUACAAUUUUAGUUAUGAUUUUGCGUUAGUCAUAGUGAUUUCGCUGUAUGUUCUAGCAGCUGUAACAGGACAAGAGAGCGUUGAGCUAAAGAGAGGCUUCCUUUGUGAUAAGCUGCGACACACAGUUGAUCCUGAUGAGAUCAGCACCCUGGUCGAACAGCUUCACCAACUUGAGAAAGGAAGACGGUUCUCAGAGGUAAUGCUAUUUUAUCUCUUUCGCUGUUUGAAACCCUGGCGCAAACCUUGCUUUUUGACCAAAAAAAUGCCUCUAGACUUUACAUAAUAUUCGUUAGCUGAUUUUAAUUCGGCGUCUGUCUAUGUAUCUAAUUUGGCCGGAAGUUCUCUUUUUCUGAAACUGUUUUCAGUCCGGUGUCCCUUAGGUUGUCAAUGCAGGUGAAGUAGGUGGUUUGCAGUCCUUCUUGCUGGCUGCCGCAGCGCUACAUUAGAAGCUUUAUCCUUGCCAUUGACCUUUCCCAUUUCAGUUCAUUUGAAGCCACAUAAUUUUCCACAAAUACCUCCUUCUUACCGCUGUUUUAGAGUGUCAAUGUCAGAAAACAAUUGAUCACCGGUUACAGUGCCGAAUUGUGGAAACUCCCUAAGAUACGUCAUAAGCACUGUUUCUUAACAAUGGCCAGUUGUUAUGAGAUACCUUACCACUUAACUUUGGGUAAGUUCAAUUGAUUGUAUUCCGAAAUAGGAAUAAGCAAAAGUUUUGUUAAAAAUCUCUUCUAACCGUGAUUUUCGGACUCUACAUACAUCAGGAAUUAUUUACGCCCAGCAGAUUUCUAGAUAUUGCAUUGCAUGCAACGAAUACCAAAAGAAGUGAUUUCUGGCUUUUUCCUAUUCCAGUCUUGUUCCAGAACUCACCCUUAAAAGAUGACAUGAUGAAUAUGACCCUUAGUCGCCCUCUCCAACCACUUCUUGACACUAUCAGCUUUAAACAAUGAUAACUAAUUUUGUUUCUUUUUUCGCUGAAGGAAUUUGCGUGCUUACUCUACAAGAGCCAUUUAGAGGAGAUUAAAAAUCUUCAGCAGCAGGAUAUACUUCAUAUUCUCUUCUCUAAGGCUAUACACUGUUCAGCCAUUAAGGUACUUUACUCCACAGCUUUAGGGCGUUUUUAAAGUAACUGUCCUAAAACCAUUAUGGUAACAAAAGUAGAUGAAGCCUGCGCCAGACACGAAAAUCUCGUGUGAGUGGCUAGUACAACUACCUUAUUGGUACUAAAUUUCGCGGGUCUUUAUUUCGCGUUUUUCGCGAUUGUAAAGUGAAAAUCGCGAAAAUAAAGACCCGCGAAAAUAAAUCCUCGCGAAAUUAAAUACUCAUAUAGAAAAUUCGAAUCAACUUGGAUUCUUUCCUUCAGAAUUUAUAUUUAGGAUAUUCGCUUACAUUUGUCAAAUUGGACGAGUGAGGUUAAGCAAACAUGACAGAGUUGAAAAAACGCGCUUGAAAUUCAUUUUGGAAGUAACGUCUUCUUUGCCUGUGUCGUCGCGCUUGCUUAUAAAUCCUGCACUAUGGUACUGUGCAUGAAUCAAGAAAUGAUCUAUUGUGCCAACCUAAAUUUGCCCAUCAAGAGUUACCGUGUAGCAUUAACGGGAAUGAUAAAUAAACCAGGGCUUAUAUCCAAGUCAUUUGACGUUACUUUUCCCCCAGGAAUAUAGCAAAGCCUCUCAGCUUCUGUCCUAUGCUCUUGGGAUGGUGAACACUGUGGCUGGAAGGGGUGCAGUGAACCCUACACUGGAGAGAGUCAAGGCUGCAAUUCAUCAAGAACUUCUUGUUCUUGAUAUUUGUAAUGAGUCAAACAGCAAAAGGUAUCUUUAUAAUCCUUACAAAUAUUGCUGAAGGGACACUCAGGCUUGCGGCAAACAAUUUGAUAAUCGCUGGUGAUUAAUGUCUCUGUAAUUCAAGUCAGGAGUAUUCCAUAGUCUAGUCUACAGUGUUGAAGUCCUUAGAAUGUCCUUUUUUUGGUCAAAGACGAAAGAAUUCUUCAAUAAAAAAGUGAACAGGGUAAAGUAAUUGGCGUGAUUUAAUAGUUAUGUAGUCGAUCUUAGGCCCCUUCCACACGUAUCCGGAUAUUUUUGAAUCCGCAACUUUUUCUUUCGCCAAUUCCGUAUUUAUAAAUUUCCACGUCCACACGGAUCUGUAUUCAAAUGAUUCACUGUAGUACCCAGGACACCUCUGGGAAUAUUGGCAACAGAGCCUGCGUCGUAAAGCGCGCGAAAUUUGCAUCUUGCUCUGCCUUUCACGUUAAAGAACUGGGCUUGAUUUUGUUACAUCACCGGAUAAAAAGACAUAUCCGGAUUUAGCGUCCACACGAUUCCGGAUUCAUAGCGUAUUCAAAAAUUUCCACUCUGGAGAGCGGGUUCAAAAAGGUGCGGAUUCGUAUGCCGGAUUCACCGGAUACGUAUGGACGGAAGACGAAUCCGCAAAGAAAAAGUUGCGAAUUCAUAAAAACGUUGCAUAAGACAUUUCAAAGAGGGAAUGUUCAGUCAAGUUUCAAAACAUAUGGGAUGAUCAAGAUCCAUUAGAAUUUAUAUUGAGAAGGAUGACAAUUUUUUUUCUUUUAAUUUUUUUUUUAGAUCAGAUGAGAUAACUAACAGGGUCAAGUCUUACAUGUGGCAAACUGCUCCAGGUGAGUAAAAGUAAAACGAUGUCCAUUAGCGCAGUGUUUAGUCAACUGUCAAAGUUAUUUGUGACUUCCUUUGUUUCCACAAAAUACCCCAGCCUCAAGGUGAUACUCUUUCCGUUUCACUACUGCUGUGCCUUCAUUUCCAGUCCCUUGGGUAUUUUUUAUUUUAAAUGAUACAUGUUGUUUUCCGGGUCCCAGUUUUUUAAAUAAUAAAUGAUGAUAUCCAUGGGAUAAAUCUCUAUUCAUCAGUCAAGAAUGAAAUUUGUCUCCCUAAUUCUCAUCCAAUGGAUAUUUAGCAAUGUAUCUGAUGUUGAGCACUGUCCAGUUUUUUAAUAAUAAAGAGUUUUAGCUUCUGCAUGAGACGAGAACGAUUACGAAAACGAGAUUUUCUCAAUACUGAGUAUUACUCACGCGUGAACCAGCGUCAUUUUGGCGGUAAAAGGUGAUAGCCGUCGUCAUUCUACUACGAGUUUUUGCGAGAAUGUCGUAGUGGCGGGAACAAAAUGUAAGUCAUCAAAUGUAAGAAGUUUUUAUCAUUUUGCGAUCGGUAGAGGGCGUAACCUCCUUGCCGUUGGAGAGAAUGUAUGAGAACCACUAAAAUUGGGCCUUAUCUCAGGUUACCUUCAGUGCAAAUAACCGUACUAACUUUUUUGGUGAAAAAAAAAAAAAGAAAAAUGAAGCUUUCCGGUGUGUCUUUUUUUUGAAAACGCGCAAAAACUUUAAGUUAAAUCUCGCACUCGUACUCGUUCAUGUCCCCAAAUCUCAAGGUGAUGUUACACGGGACGAUUCGCAACGACGGUUUUUAGCGCGACACGGAGUCGCAAUGCUGGAACGAUGUUGUAACCAUUCGAAACAACGUUGCAACAAUGCUGCAACCCUGUGUUGCGCUCAAAAUCGUCGUUGCGAAUCGUCUCGUGUAACAUCACCUUCAAGCUCUCUAGUAACCUGGGGCUGGAGAACGAGAUGAAGAUUUCGAGGGAUUCGCAGAAGGAAGAAGGAAAAGAAGGGACUCUCCCCAACUUUCGUCUUGCUUCCCGUGAUGUAACGCUUCUCAUCGAAUACAAUCCCAGGAACGACUGGUAACGGGUCUCUUACUGAAUUGUUGUUGUUUCCUAAAGGGGCGGCAGAAAAUCAUAUUGAGGAGCAGGUGAAUGCCUUUCUGUUAAAUGCCAAGGAAUGGGAACUGCUGUCAGAAAUAAGGGUAGAUGAAAACACACAAACAUUGGAUUAUAGAUCUGUAAGUAUUUACAGAUACUAUCGGUAGCAGUUUUUAACAUUUUUGAGGGAAUGCCAUUACUUGACACGUUUAUCUGAUACCUAGGAAAUCCCAGUCAAACCUCUUUCUAUUCCAGAAACCUCACCAAUGGUAAUAGGAGGUAAUAGGAGGUAAUAGGAGCUUAAGCAACAACGAUAACGACGGCAGUCAAAACAUUACUAAUAAAAUGAAUUUGCGUCCUUUCAAACUUUAUGGCGUCUAUCUGGAACCGCUCAAUUCGUCAAAUGUAGGCGACUUUUCCUGGAGUUGAAUUCUUAAGGGCUAUAUCCAUGUUCAAAUAGAGAAAGAAAAAUCUGUCGUCGUAUGUCCACGUCCUCCACAAAACGUCGCAUUGGAAGGUUUCACGUCGUAGUCAAACAGUGGACGUCAAAGAAAUGUACUGAAAAGCGUGAUGCACCUGCAGAGCUGUUGUUUUGCUCAUAAAACCAACUGUUUUUUGACGUUGUCGUCAUCGUAGUUACUUAAGCCUCCCAAUACUGGUGGAAGAGAUGGUAGGGGUAGAUCCCGGUAACUGGUACUGCCUUUGCUUUAUGGGGAUUGGUAACGUGUUCUGCGUCUUUUCUGUGCUCCCUAUCAAAUGCAAAACUACUGAGGAUGAAGGGUAAAGUCCAUCAUCGGAAUUCUGUUGUAUUUUUCUUCCUUAUCUAGCUUAGUAGUCUGUUGGCAUCAAUGUGUUACUUCCUGUCUAAACCGAAGGAAUGGAGGAAACCUGCAAGAAGUCUUUGGGAUGGUGGUGAGUGCAUUUUGUGCAGGGGAUGGUGGGGAUUUAAAACUGUGCAUAGGACGGUGGAGAACAAAAAUUGUCCAUGGGAUGGUAGGAAAUGAAAUCUGUGCAUGGGAUGAUGGGGAAUGAAAGCAGUGCAUGAAGUGGUGAUGAAUAACAAGUGUUCUUGGGAUGGUGACGAGUGCUUGUUGUGCAUGCUGUAUCCUUCCCUUAUUUGUAAAUUUUCUUGUUAUUGUAGUUCUGAAGAUAUUUAGUAGCAACAACACGGUACAACAAAAAAGGCCAGCUGAUGGAACCCAAGGAGCUGGAGCAGUAAAACUGUAAGAACCAGCUCAGUGUUUAAUAAAUUCUUACCUUAUUUCUGAAGAAAAUGACAUUUAAAUGCAUUAAUGUAGAAUAUGCCUCUUAUUAUAUUUUUCAGGACAAACCUUAUUCACUUUGUUCGAAAACUUAAGGUAACAGAACUGAACUACAACAAGUACCCUGCAGAACGAUGUUGGCUUUUUCUUUCUAAACCUGAUAUUGCUAGUGGGUUUCUUAGCAUGCAAAUAUCUUUUUUUCCCAGGAGGAGACAGUUCUUACUGUGUUGAUUUCAUGUUUAGUGAGGCUACGAAAUGCUUCUAAGAAGGUUUGUACAUCGCAGUAAAAUGAUAAUGAUUUUUCGGUUCGAUUGUUGUUUUGCAAAGGAUUUGCUACAACUAGUUGUUACUACACUUAAGUUUUUCUGCCUAAAAGUGGAUUGGGGUCAAUCAGUUUAUCCACAUUUUCAUUUUCAAGAAUGACGAGGCCAACAAUCAAAGAGAAAUAUCCAGCUCGCACAGCCAUCUGUGGCCCACAGCCAUUACAAAGUAAGUUGCUUGAUUUACCCAACUGCCCUCCAACCUCUUCCCCUUUUCUCAAGACUCUAGAGUUACGGAAAAAUGGUGACUUAAAUGGAUGCAAGAUGUCGUUUUCACCUUUUGCUCAGCGCCCGAAAAUUACUUUAUAGUUUUCAAGUACAGUGGAACCUCUAUUCAGGGGACACUCUCGGGACCGACGAAAGUGUCCCUUGAAUAGACGUGUCCCCUGAACAGAGGCUGGGCUUGGUGUUAAUAAACAACCAACAAAGACGAUAUAAAAAUGAUCAUCAAUAACUUAUCUCUGCGACAUUAUAUGUUGAAUCCACACAAACUUUGUUUAAUCCUGACAGUUCCGGUAAUGUGAAUUUUGAUCACAUUGGCUUGGCGUUGUCGGCGGUUGUUCAUCAUGCACUCUCCGUUCAGCAUCACAAUAUUUCCUGGCUUCAAACACUGGGUGACAUUUAUUUAGGUACGAUUUAUACCGCGUUAAUAUUUGUUUUCUUUAUUUGACAAAUACGCAUGAUGCUCUCCAUGAAUAUAUGGUAUGGUUCAAUUUUAUCCUUGGUUCAAAUUUUGUUUUCGUUUGUUUCAAACUCAUCAUCAUACAUUACUAUACCCAAAAACAAAAGAAAAUAAAAUUGAAACCGCGACAAAAGUGUGCAUAUACAUGUUUUUGAGAGAAAUUAACUGAUUGCGACGUUAGUAUCUUUUACCUCAGGAGUUAGCUUCGGAGAGAUGUGAUCCCUAUGGUGUCACCAUCCCCCUGGCCUGAACGUGGGCGGGGCGGGGGGGUUACUCAGGCAAGCCUAGGACAGCUGUGUGUUGCGAAGGAUUUUAAGCCCUGACCCUCUGUGGCAACAGGAACAAAAAUUGUUGGAAUUGAAAAAUAAAUAAAACAUCGAGUAUUCUGUUUAUAAAUGUUUUAUAUGACUUGUUGUAGAUUCCGGUAACUAUUCCUCUGCUCUGCAAUGCUAUCUUGAGGCUGGCGCUGUUUCAUCUUCAUUUUUUAACUUGCCGGUUCCAGCCAAUGUCUGGGAUGAUCAGGUAAGACUUCUAACAGCUAUAAAAAGCUAAAUAUAAAAGCAUGGCUAACUAACUGCUAACGCAGGCCGUUAGUAUUACGUAUGCUUGUCGAUUCUGAUGAUUGCUUAAUUAAAGUCUUGCCCCCCUAGCCUAAGUUAUCCUGUGUUAGUCACUCAGUCAGUCAGUGAGUUGGUCGGUGGUCGUUCUUGAUGCCGACAAUAGAGACUACCUUUAGAUUAGAGGAUGAGGACGAGGACGAGAUUUAACUAGGACAAGAUUUUCUCACGACUACGAGGAUGAGAUUUAACUUAAACUUUUCGUCCACCCCAGAAAGCUUUAAUGUACUUUUUUACCAGAAAGGUUAGCACGGCUAUUUUUAUUGAAGGAGGUUAAGCCCUCUCCCGAUCGCAAAAUGAUAAAACUUCUAACCGAUAACUUCCAUCUGACCACGACAUUCUCUGAGUCGCUAAAUCCCGUAGUAAAAUGAUGACGGCUAUCAUGUUUUCCCGCCAAAAUAACGCUGGCUCACGUAUGCGCACUAUCCAAUCGUCUGAAAUUCAGGCUAAAGGUCUCUAAAAGUUUGGCGGACUCUGGGAACGGGAUUGCUUAAGUCAUAGUUUUUCGUGUUUCUCGCCUCGGCUAGUUGUUUUGUGUAAGGUCGUAUUUGUGCUGUCCAUUAUUCAGUCCCUGACUUGGUGCAAGUUUCGAUGGCAAGACACCAUUUUGGCUCGCACACGAUAAAAUGUUCUGUCUUUUUUCUAAAUCAUCUCCUGUUAUACUGGAGUCUUGUUUAUUAGGACAUGGUGUAUUAAGUAAGUAUACAACAGUCAGUGAGUCAAAACGUUUUGAACCUGAGUAAAGGUGAUUAUACACGGGACGAUUCGUAACGACAAUUUUUAGCGCAACACAGCGUUGCAAUGCUGGAACAGUGUUGUAACUAUUCGAAACAAUGUCGUUGCGAAUCGUUCCGUGUAACAUCACCUUAAGAGAGACUUGUGCAGAGUGUCUUGCCAUGAUAAGAAGCAUUGUUAUUAAUUCAAACGAUUUCUCCGUUUUUUAUCCUCCGGCUUAUUCUUCAUAACCAGCUAAUGAUGGCCAAAUCUGGAACAUGAUUACCGAUAUCAAUACCUUUGUCGUCAAUCGUAUUGCAUAAUUCUUCAUAUCUCACUCAACCCCAUCCAAUAAUUACUAAAUAUUUAAGUAUAGAAAACCUGCUUAACAAAUAGCGAACCACACGUCAGGAGAUGAUCAGCGGUUUAUUUUAAAAAAUUUCUCUGUUAUGUUUUUAUAGGUUUACAGAAAGAUGGUUACAUGCUGCUCUGCGAUGAAAGCUCAUAUUCAGGUUACAGUUACACUAAAUUUACUAUUGUGUUCAAAUCACAUUGCUGAACUAGCCAUAGUGUAAUAUUACUUGCAAAUAUACGCGCUGGUCUCUUGGAAAACAAAAACCGAUGUUAUACUCAUUGCAAGUCACAGGGAUUGUAUGAACACUAGGAUAUAAAUAUAAUAUAGUGACUUUGUUUUUUUCUUGACUUGGGGUGAUUGCAAUUAUCUUUGUUCUCUGUAGGCAGCUUUACUCUGUCAAUGUAUGGAAGUAAAAGAUUAUACAACAGCAUUUAAAGCUCUUCAACAAGCAGCAAAUUCAAGGUAUUGAGAGAUGACUUAAUAGGGAUUUUCCAUAAAAAGGUUAAUGUUGAUUUAAACAGUUGCUUGCCGAGUGGAAGUGUUUAACUCAUGCAUUUGUGAUAAAUAUACAGUAAAAACACGCGAGUAAGAACCUGCAUUUUCCAAAGUUAGCCUACACAGGUUCUUACACAAAUGGUAUUAGCAUAAAUUUAGGCUAUUCAGGUUCUUAAAAAGGUUCAUAUUUUUUGAAGAAAAACAAUACAUUGUAGCUAAGAGUAUUUAGUGGUAUUCUGCUUAUUCCCUAAAUAAAAUCUACAUACCAUUAUCCUUCAUUACAUUGCAGUUGGAGUAACAAGGCACCUAUGUCUUCAAAAAUUAAUGUGUCCUGAUUGUUGACUUAUCUUAUUUGCCCAAGCGUACUUUUUUUGAUAGAUUUUAGGAAAUAAGAACCUUUUUUAAAUUUUAGGUUAAACAGGUUCUUGACGUGUAUAGAGGGGGCCCAACUGGCAAAUUUUAGCCUAACAGGUUCUUAUACUCGCGGGUUUUUAUCUAAUCUGGCAGAUCGCUAAACAUUGGUUAAAAACCUGAGACAUAAUGUCCGAUUGACGAUCAGACUUUGAAAUCAAUUGUUAAUAAAAACACAUAAGUGAAAGUUAAGUGGUCCCAAAAUGGUUAUUAUUAUUAUUUUUUGUCUCAACAGCUCCGACGCGAUGGAUUUUUAUUAUGGCUUCUUCUGGGAUGUUACAAUGUUAGAAUAUUUAACCUGUAUCCUUUGGGUGCUACUUAGGGGAUAGACACUGACACCACUGGUCGUUUUUACAGGGGUUUCGCGUGAUACGUGAAUUGACCGCUAAAAAGAGCUUGAAUCGGAAAAACUCAUGAAAUACAGUCAUGAUUCGUGAAUUAUAUGUACACUGUGACGCGUGAUCCUCUAACAUUUUAGUCCUUGAAUCGAGAUUUCUGCAGAUAAAACAGAUGUGAGUGUCGUGACAAGGCUUCGAAGUUAAACCAUGUAAAAAUAGAAAAUUGUAGGGCUUCGAUUUUAUAGCAAUAAAAUCCAUUACCAAUCAAAUUUGUAGUGGUCAAACAAAAAGCAGGGAAUCGCCAGUUUGAUCGGCACCAUACUUUUUGUUUCCUUCCCAUCAAGGGGUCAUUUAAGACCAACUCUUGCCUAUAGUAGUCCAGAAACCACUAAGAAUCGUUGACGGACUUGAUCAGUUCGUCACCUAAUCACGUGAUUCGCGAAAUGACUCCUAAAGGUAAAGUGAUCUGUGAAAGUACGGAAAUUCAACCCGUGACUCGUGAUCCAGACACCCCCUCUAGACCCUGUUUUUAUAUUAAGGGCGCAUUAUCCAUCUGGACAAACUUCAGCAAACGUUUUGUAGUUCGUCUGGUUAUGUGUCUCUAGUAUAAAGACGGGCGCAAGACGCGUUAUGCAUUCAGAUGAACCACAUUUCUUAGUGCGUCAUCGCAGGCGUACGUUGUACGAUAUUUCGUUCCUAAAGAUUAUCUGGCCACCCUUUCGGUUGUUGUCAAACGUGUCUCCCAUUACGUUUGGUUUUGACAGACCAAAGGGGUUGACACCUUUGCGUAGCCUUAGGUGUAAUCAAGAUUACGUGUACAGUUCAUAUGGCAUGCACUGCAUCAUUCCUAAAGUAAUGUGCUUUAAUACCCUUGAAUAGACCACACAGAAUACCUUGUAAGUAGUUUGUAUGAAAUCCAGACUAUUUUUAUGGUUUCCAGUUGCUGUGUCUUGUGUUUGAAGCUUUAACAAUUUUUACGUGUGGUUUUUUACAUUCUUUUUUCGUGUUUUGUCUGUUGUUAACUUUGACUCACUUUGAUGUAGACACUCACGCUAAGCGUGGACAACACGACAAGAAGCUGCUAACAGUAAGUUCGUUAUCUUACCUCUCGUUAGAACUUUGCGCGUUUUGCACGUUUUACUUUUAUCUCGUUACCUUCAUCUUUAUCAGUAAGUAAUUAAUAAGGGACGUGAAUAAAUUACCUGUAAUUUUCACCAGUGACAUGAAGUGCCAAUGGAAAAAAACCCCUUUGUCAGUCACCAGUUCACUAAAGAUGAAUGAAAUGUACAACGAAUACACGCACUCCGUGGCGUCAACAGCGGCAAGACGGUUUCGAGGUUUUGAAAACACAUAGUGGCAACGAAUUUCUGAGAAAUUCGCCAAUGGGUGAAAAAGCUGUGAGUUUUAAGACGUCUGAAGGUAAAUUAGAUCAAACCCAGUUUUUCAGACACGCUAAUAAGAUGUCACUUUAUCCUUUUUGAUUGUUACAUAAUUAUCCAAACGUGUCAGUCAAAUUUAAGCGAUUUUCUUACGAUCAUAGAAGAAGUUUAUUUCAUCAAUAAAAUAUUGAUAUAUCCUCUUUAGCAAGACCUGUCCGGAAAAAAUCAGUCACGCUAAAAUGCGAGAAUCUUAAGAUGCGCUACUCAUAAUAAUUAUCCUGAGUACCAGAGGUUUCUCGUGCCAAGAGCAGCUUAUAAAUCUCCCACGCAAACGUUCUUUUUUAAAAAUAGAUCGUUUUCAUUCACGUGGUCAGCGGCUUUGCAAAUUGCUUGGAAUAAAAGAAAGUUUUAACAUGUGAGAAGAGUUCAAUUUCCACAGGAUUUUUUUUGUACACAAACUUGGCCGCCGAUUCAUUUUUUUGUACACAAAUAUGACCGCCGUGACGUCAUGUGAAAACGAUCUAUAGGUUUUCAUCCCUGGUUUUCAUUUUCUUACCCAAAAAGGAAAGCGUGACCACGCCUUAAGAACGUGUGCGUGGGAGGCCACGAGUGGCUUCGCCGUGAAAAGAGCUGACUGAAAAAGGAAGCUGCGCAUGAAACGCCUCUGGCACCUAAGGUAGAUACUAGAAUUUUCAGUAAUUUUUUUCAAGGACAUGCUAUUGAGGUACCAUUUUAUUCUAUUUUUGUUGCAGAUACAAACAAUUAGUCAACCUGAACUGAACGUUUUUAAUUCUUCGGAGCUUCUCCAGCACACUGAACAAAUCAGAAAAGCCAAGCUACUGAGAACACUCGCAAAACAGUAUCUCUGA